UACAGAAAACGAGACUCGCAGUGCUAAAGGAGUGUAUAUCAACCAGACUUGAUACAAAUAUCGCGGGGUGCAUGUUUGUCGUUUCAACGCAUUCUCUACCUGCUAAUUCGUUAAAACAUAUGUUACGCAUGUUUUAUAAAAGGCCUACCGCAGCAACUGUCUGCGAACUCGGCUAAUCAUACAUGUCAUACGUGUAUGGAGGAGUUAUAACUAACAUUCUAUAUUCCACUGGUAUUAACCAUCGAGCAAUUACAGAGCUCCAUGUAAACUGUGUAGGUGGUCACGAGCUAUCCCGUGCGAUUGCAUUUGCUAUCUGAAUCACAAUUUCCAAGUUCCAAUUAAGAUACCCGAAGGAAGAGAUGAAUGACCAGGACAGCGCCCUCUUAUCAAGGUCCAAGGCUGCAGCUGAAGCUAAGAUAGAAGAGAGUGCUGCAGCCUUGCAUGAACUUAGCAAUGAUAUCUGGACUCAUCCAGAGCUAAAUUAUGAAGAACGCCAUGCCCACGCCAGCCUGACAGACUUUCUCGAAAGGGAAGGCUUCGAGGUAACACGAAACUUCCAUGUGGACACAGCCUUCAAGGCUACAUACGGUACCGAUGGCGGUGCCCAUGUUUGUGUGAUCUGUGAGUACGACGCUCUACCUGAGAUAGACCAUGCCUGUGGACAUCCUCUGAUUGCCGAGUCAGGAGCAGCUGCAGGUUUAGGGAUCAAAGCUGCACUCGAGCUGCCCGAUGCGCCGAAAGGAAGGGUGACGGUCAUGGGUACCCCUGCCGAAGAGGGCGGUGGCGGGAAGAUUAAGUUGAUCAAUGCAGGAGCCUUUCAGGGAAUCGAUGUAGCUAUGAUGGUUCAUCCCUUCCCCCGUAACGUAUCCAGACCGGUCAUUCUGGCACGUACGAUCAUGGACAUAACGUUCACUGGUCGGGCAGCACACGCAUCAUCAUGUCCGUGGGAAGGGGUGAAUGCUUUGGAUGCUGCAAUCUUGUGCUAUGCCAACAUCUCCGCAAUGAGACAGCAACUCAAACCUGAAUGGAGAGUCCAUGGUACCAUUUUGAAAGCCGGCAAUACCCCCAGUAUCAUCCCAGAAGAAUCGCAGAUGACAUUCUACCUAAGAACAGUCGAAAGCCUUGAUAUGCCUACACUUAAAGAAAAGAUCGGUGGGUGUGCAAAAGGGGCGGCGUCAGCCACAGGAUGCAAGGUAGAGUUUUCCUUCGGAGGCGACUACGCCAAUUUAGCCACGAACGAGGCAUUAGCGUCAGUGUACGAGCGUCAGCUCUCUGAUCUCUCCGUCGAUUACGCAGUCAGUGAGGUAACAUUCUCCACGGAUAUGGGGGAUGUUUCUUACGUCGUUCCAAGUAUACAUCCCUUGUAUUACAUCGGCACUGACGCUGCUAACCACUCGAGGGAAUUCAAUACUGCAACUGGAGCUGAUGCAGCUCAGAAACCGACUCUCACCCAGGCCAAGGCCAUGGCGUUCACGUGCCUCGACCUGAUGCAGCCCGGCAACAGGCAUCUUCUAGAUAAAGUAAAGAAGGAAUUCAACGAUAAAGUGAAGCCUCUAAAUGUUGCUCAAAGCUAAGCUUAGGCCUAACUUGGUUGGUCACCAGGACCUGUCUGCCGUGCUAACCCUUCACUCACUCAGGUUCGGUGGUCUGAAUACAGAACCGACAACGAAUUAUGUACCGAAGGCAGAAAUUGAAACCACAAGUUUUAAAUGUCCUCGCUAGUCAUUUGUGGAGACCUAUUUUUAAAUAGUUGAUCAAACUUUCAAUCAGGGUCUAUGCCUUCAUGCAGACUAGCGUCUAGUAUGUAAUUAUCAUGAUUAAAUACCGUCACAAACUAGUUGAUACAUGAUACACAUGAACAUUAACCACUCCAUUUGCAAUGAUGAAAGUUACAUUUUUAUGU
This is a messenger RNA of Lytechinus variegatus (green sea urchin), 1903 nucleotides long. Its product is annotated as peptidase M20 domain-containing protein 2-like. The transcript has 8 exons. Lineage: Eukaryota; Metazoa; Echinodermata; Echinoidea; Temnopleuroida; Toxopneustidae. Gene Ontology annotation, molecular function: dipeptidase activity. Bases 360 to 1574 code for a protein of 404 amino acids. The record is from RefSeq and is a predicted model, not a curated record.